Messenger RNA from Adineta steineri, 2841 nucleotides. Lineage: Eukaryota; Metazoa; Rotifera; Eurotatoria; Adinetida; Adinetidae. The record is from the annotation of a GenBank genome assembly.
AUGGCUGCAAAAAAGUCACAGAAAAUUUUUGGCUCACCCUCUAGUACAGGUGCAUUCAAUGCAAGUGUCACAACAACAACGCCAUCAACACAUCAGCCUAUGGCUCAAAAUUAUUUGUUGGUUUGGGUCGAUGCAAGCAUCGAUCAAACCAGUGAUGAUUGUCGAAAUACGUUGAUACAGCUUCAAGCUGUGAUUAACGAUGUUACUAUAUGUGCUCAACCUGAUGAAUGUAUCGAGUUUCUCGACGAACUCAAUGAUAAAAAAGCGUUCGUCAUUACAUCGGGCUCAUUUGGACAACGUUUAGUUCCUGAAAUUCACUGCAAGCCAAAACUAGAUGCCAUUUACAUAUUUUGUGACAACAUAUCUUAUCAUCAGCAAUGGACUAAGAACUGGAGAAAGAUCAAGGGUGUUCAUAACAAUAUAACGGAUAUUUGCGAUGCAUUAAAGGUAGGCGCCAGACAAGUUAAUCAGGAUUCAAUUCCUAUAAGCUUUGUUACGGCGAAUGCAGCGGUGUCCAGUGACAAUCUGAAUCAACUGGAGCCCAAUUACAUGUACACACAAAUAUUCAAAGAGAUUCUCCUUGAAAUGGAUCAUGAUCACAAACAAGCCGUCAAGGACUUAUCAAUGUAUUACCGCAAAGUUUAUCGUGACAAUACGGCUCAAUUAAAGAUUAUUGACGAAUUUGAACAUACUUAUCGUCGAGAAAAGGCAAUCUGGUGGUAUACACGUGACUGUUUUACCUAUGAAAUCCUCAAUCGCGCACUGCGAACGUUGGAUGCUGAUAUAAUUAUUAACAUGGGGUUUUUUAUUCAUGACCUCCAUCAACGAGUUCAUCAAUUACAUGAACAACAACUUUCAAAUUAUGAUGGUAUGCCUUUUAUAGUCUAUCGAGGACAAGGUCUGUUGAAAACUGAUUUCGACAAACUCAAUAGAACAAAAGGUGGUCUCAUAUCUUUUAACAACUUUUUAUCCACCAGCAAUGAUCAAGAUGUUUCCUUCAUGUUCGCCGCGAGUGCCUCAGCAGAUUCAGGUAUGGUGGGAAUACUUUUUAUAAUGACUAUUGAUCCUAGUAUUUCAUCAACACCAUUCGCCUCUAUUGACGAGAUUAGUGAUUACAAUACAGAAGAAGAAAUUCUUUUCUCCAUGCACACCGUAUUUCGAAUAGGUACAAUUAAACAAAUGGACAAUAAUAAUCAACUUUAUCAAGUGGAACUUCAACUAACUGCUGAUGAUGAUAAACAACUUCGACAACUGACUAAAUGUAUAAGUGAGGAGGCUAGAGGUAAGACAGGAUGGGAACGAUUAGGCACAUUAUUACUCAAAACAGGUCAUUUCGAUAAGGCUGAAGAACUAUAUAAAGUACUACUUGAUCAACCAUCGAGCGAGAGUGAUAAAGCACUUUAUUAUAACAAUCUUGGAUAUGUCAAAGAUGAUCAAGGUGAUUAUGAACAGGCUAUUAAAUACUACCAACAAGGACGUGAAAUCUAUGGUAAAACUCUUCCUACAAAUCAUUCUGACCUCGCUGCUUCCUACAACAACAUCGGUGAGGUGUAUAGAAAAAUGGGAGAGUACUCAAAAGCACUCUCAUUUUACGAAAAAGCAUGUAAAAUCUUCGAAACGACACUUCCUGCAAAUCAUCCUUCGUUAGCUAUUUUCUACAAUAACAUUGGUAGUGUGUAUGAUAACAUGGGAGAGUACUCAAAAGCACUUUUGUUUUAUGAAAAAGCACUUGGGAUUCGAGAAAAAACUCUACCUGCAAAUCAUCCUUCGUUAGCUAUUUCCUACAACAACAUUGGUAGUGUGUCUAACAGCAUGGGAGAGUACUCAAAAGCACUUUCAUUUUACGAAAAAGCACGUGAAACUUUUGAAAAAACUCUUUCUGCAAAUCAUCCUUCGUUGCCUGCUUGCUACAAUAACAUUGGUAGUGUGUAUGAUAAUAUGGCAGAAUACUCGAAAGCACUUUCAUUUUACGAAAAAGCGCUUAAAAUAUAUCAAAAAACUCUUCCUGAAAAUCAUCCUGACUUGGCUACUUCCUACAACAACAUUGGUAGUGUGUAUAAUAGCAUGGGAGAGUAUUCGAAUGCACUUUCAUUUUACGAAAAAGUACUUGGGAUUCGAGAAAAAACUCUAUCUGCAAAUCAUCCUUCGUUAGCUAUUUCCUACAACAACAUUGGUGCUGUGUAUGAUAGUAUGGGAGAGUACUCAAAAGCUCUCUCAUUUUAUGAAAAAGCACUUGGAAUUAGAGAAAAAACUCUUCCUGUAAAUCAUCCUUCGUUGGCUGCUUCCUACAACAACAUUGGCUUGGUGCAUGAUAACAUGGGAGAGUACCCGAAAGCACUUUUAUUUUAUGAAAAAACAGUUGGAAUUCUAGAAAAAACUCUUCCUGCAAAUCAUGUUUUGUUAGCUACUUCCUAUAACAACAUUGGUGGUGUGUAUAAGAACAUGGGAAAAUACCCAAAAGCACUUUCAUUUUACGAAAAAACGCUUGAAAUCGAAGAGAAAACGCUUCCUGCAAAUCAUCCUUCGUUAGCUAUUUCCUACAACAACAUUGGUAGUGUGUAUUAUAACACAAGAGAGCACUUGAAAGCACUUUCAUUUUUCGACAAAACACGUGAAAUCUUUGAAGAAACUCUUCCUGCAAAUCAUCCUUCGUUAGCUACUUCCUACAGUAACAUUGGUAGUGUGUAUAAGAAUAUGGGAGAGUACUCGAAAGCACUUUUUUAUUUUGAGCGUGCUUUGAAAAUAAAACAACAUUCAUUGCCUGCUAAUCAUCCCAGUAUACAAAAUACGAAAGAGAGUAUUGAAAUUGUAAAAAAAAAUUAUAAUGGUUGUUCUGAAUAA